Molecule: messenger RNA, 1462 nt
Organism: Mus pahari (shrew mouse)
Lineage: Eukaryota; Metazoa; Chordata; Mammalia; Rodentia; Muridae
Gene: Mbd3
Product: methyl-CpG binding domain protein 3
Exons: 6
Coding region: 98-955 (285 amino acids)
Molecular function (GO): DNA binding
Source: RefSeq, a predicted model, not a curated record
GGAGGGAGCCGAGCCGGCGACGAGCCCGGGGGUCGCGACGUGCAGAAGCGGCUGCGGCGGCGGCACCGGCCACGGCGGGCGGAGAAGCCGGGGCGCAAUGGAGCGGAAGAGGUGGGAGUGCCCGGCGCUCCCGCAGGGCUGGGAGAGGGAAGAAGUGCCCAGGAGGUCGGGGCUGUCGGCCGGCCACAGGGAUGUCUUUUACUAUAGCCCCAGCGGGAAGAAGUUCCGCAGCAAACCACAGCUGGCACGUUACCUGGGCGGAUCCAUGGACCUCAGCACCUUCGACUUCCGCACAGGAAAGAUGUUGAUGAACAAGAUGAAUAAGAGCCGCCAGCGCGUGCGCUAUGAUUCUUCCAACCAGGUCAAGGGCAAGCCUGACCUGAACACUGCGCUGCCUGUACGGCAGACUGCAUCCAUCUUCAAGCAACCGGUGACCAAGAUCACCAACCACCCCAGCAACAAGGUCAAGAGUGACCCGCAGAAGGCGGUGGACCAGCCGAGGCAGCUUUUCUGGGAGAAGAAGCUGAGUGGAUUGAGUGCCUUUGACAUUGCAGAAGAACUGGUCAGAACCAUGGACUUGCCCAAGGGCCUGCAGGGGGUGGGCCCCGGCUGUACAGAUGAGACGCUGCUGUCGGCCAUUGCCAGUGCUCUACACACCAGCACCCUGCCCAUUACAGGCCAGCUCUCUGCAGCCGUGGAGAAGAACCCUGGUGUGUGGCUGAACACUGCGCAGCCACUGUGCAAAGCCUUUAUGGUGACAGAUGAUGACAUCAGGAAGCAGGAGGAGCUGGUACAGCAGGUGCGGAAACGCCUGGAGGAGGCACUGAUGGCCGACAUGCUGGCUCACGUGGAGGAGCUCGCCCGAGACGGGGAGGCACCACUGGACAAGGUCUGCGCAGAGGAAGAAGAGGAGGAAGAGGAGGAGGAGGAAGAGCCGGAGCCGGAGCGUGUGUAGCACAGGUGCUGCAGGCCCGGGUGGGAUGUCAGCCCAUCCCCUAGCCGGGCUGCUCACAGCUUCCCUUCCUGCCUAUAGCAGGUGCCCUGCCCGAGUCUGGGCUGCAGACUGCCUUCAGCCUUGCCUGGAGCAGGUGGGGGCCAGGCCUGCAGGAGGCAGCCAUCCAUCCACCUCCUGCUCCCAGGUCUCAGUGCAGAGAGUCCCUGUGGACACUGAAAGCUGACAAGCAGUGACCCAACUGAGAGGCCACCAGGACACAGUCACCUCCCUGCCUCCUUAUCAUAGGACGAGGCCCUGCUCGGCAUUGAGGAGCUGGGAGCCGUGUUGGGCGCUGGGGGAAGUUUCUGGAAACACACCUGGCUACGCCCACCUUGUGUCCCUAAGGCCAUUACAGGCCAGGGUCUGAACUGCUCCUGCCCACAGGGCUGCCCAGCCUCCUCACACUGAGGGUCAGCAGCCCACCAGGAAGUCACUUUCCUUCAAUAAACUGAUGGUAGGAACUUGUGA